CCCGGUCCGCGCCCUGCCUGGCGCGGCCUCCUUGCCGCCGCCUGCUCGCACCGCCCGGCGCCCGAGCUGCCCGCGGGCUGGGUCCCCGCGGCCGGAGCCGCCCCGGCGGGGCCCCCAAACGAGGCCGAGAUGACUUCCAAGGAGGAUGGCAAGGCGGUGCCAGGGGAGGAGCGGCGGCGCAGCCCGCUAGACCACCUGCCACCGCCCGCCAACUCCAACAAGCCGCUGACGCCGUUCAGUAUCGAGGACAUCCUCAAUAAGCCGUCUGUGCGGAGAAGUUACUCGCUGUGCGGGGCGGCGCACCUGCUGGCCGCCGCGGACAAGCACGCGCCGGGCGGCUUGCCCCUGGCGGGCCGCGCGCUUCUCUCGCAGACCUCGCCGCUGUGCGCGCUGGAGGAGCUCGCAAGCAAGACGUUUAAGGGGCUCGAGGUCAGCGUCCUGCAGGCAGCGGAAGGUCGUGAUGGGAUGACCAUCUUUGGGCAGCGGCAGACCCCCAAGAAGCGGCGAAAGUCCCGCACAGCCUUCACCAAUCACCAGAUUUACGAGUUGGAAAAGCGCUUCCUAUACCAGAAGUACCUGUCCCCAGCAGAUCGCGACCAAAUCGCGCAGCAGUUGGGCCUCACCAACGCACAGGUCAUCACCUGGUUCCAGAAUCGUCGUGCCAAGCUCAAGCGGGAUCUGGAGGAGAUGAAGGCCGACGUGGAGUCCGCCAAGAAACUGGGCCCCAGCGGGCAGAUGGACAUCGUGGCGCUGGCAGAACUCGAGCAGAACUCGGAGGCCGCAGGCGGCGGUGGCGGUGGCUGUGGCAGGGCCAAGUCGAGGCCGGGUUCUCCUGCACUCCCCCCAGGCGCCCCGCAGGCCCCGGGCGCCGGGCCCUUGCAGCUCUCGCCCGCCUCCCCGCUCACGGACCAGAGGACCAGCAGCCAGGACUGCUCGGAGGAUGAGGAAGACGAAGAGAUCGACGUGGACGAUUGAGCGGCGCCUUGUGUCUUUCGCCGCCCUGGGCCCCAAGCGCCCGCACACCCGCCGCCUCCCGGACCGACCGCCGAGGGGAGCUGGGACCUCCUCUGCAACUCCCGCCUCCUCCCUUGUCCCAGGGCCCGGACUCGGCUCCCAGCAGCCGCCUCUUCCCUCUCGAAGCAAUAAACCCGGGCUGGCUGCCGGGCGGGCUGCUAUACACGGCUUCCGACGCUCCGGAAGCCCUCGCCGUGCAAUUCUGUAUGGCUUCUGUAUAAAUAUUUAAACCUAUAUAGCAGGUUCUUCCCA
Marmota flaviventris (yellow-bellied marmot) is the source of this 1266-nucleotide messenger RNA. It is a transcript of the gene Lbx1, whose product is annotated as ladybird homeobox 1. Gene Ontology annotation, cellular component: nucleus. Lineage: Eukaryota; Metazoa; Chordata; Mammalia; Rodentia; Sciuridae. Gene Ontology annotation, biological process: regulation of transcription by RNA polymerase II. The record is from RefSeq and is a predicted model, not a curated record. Gene Ontology annotation, molecular function: sequence-specific double-stranded DNA binding; DNA-binding transcription factor activity, RNA polymerase II-specific.